GGCGCACGGCGCGAGGAGGCGGGCGCGAGGAGGCGGGCACGUGGAGGCGAGCGCGAGGCGGGGCGCGGCGCGCGGCGUGAGAGGGGGCGGGGCGCGCGUAUCGGCGCCGCGGUCGCGUGACGCGUUUUCAAAUCUUCAACCGCCGCAGCCCACUCUGUGCGUUACCCGUUCCUCCUCCGCGCCGUGAAGCCGGAUCUGGCCCCGGAAACCCGGCCGGCAGUCGCGGCAUCUCUCCUGCGUGGGUGUGGUAGUCGGAGAGGAACAGUGUUUUCGCGACUGCCGGACGCGACACCCUCACUGGACCCAGCAUGUAGGUGCCGGGCGGCUGCUAUGAACUCCGGAGCCAUGAGGAUCCACAGCAAAGGACAUUUCCAGGGUGGAAUUCAAGUCAAAAAUGAAAAAAACAGACCAUCUUUGAAAUUUCUGAAAACUGAUAACAAACCAGAAAAAUCCAAAUAUAAGCCACUUUGGGGAAAAGUAUUUUACAUUGAUUUACCUUCUGUCACCAUAUCUGAAAAACUGCAAAAGGACAUAAAGGAUCUGGGAGGGCGAGUUGAAGAAUUUCUGAGCAAAGAUAUCAGUUAUCUUAUUUCAAAUAAAAAGGAAGCUAAAUUUGCACAAACCUUGGGACGAAUUUCUCCUGUACCAAGUCCAGAAUCUGCAUAUACUGCAGAAACUACUUCACCUCAUCCCAGCCAUGAUGGAAGUUCAUUUAAGUCUCCAGAUUCAGUGUGUUUGAGCAGAGGAAAAUUAUUAGUUGAAAAAGCUAUCAAGGACCAUGAUUUUAUUCCUUCAAAUAGUAUUUUAUCAAAUGCCUUAUCAUGGGGGGUAAAAAUUCUUCAUAUCGAUGACAUUAGAUACUACAUUGAACAAAAGAAAAAAGAAUUGUAUUUACUCAAGAAAUCAAGCACUUCUGUAAGAGAUGUGGGGAAAAGAGUAGGUAUUGGUACACAGAAAGCAAGAACAGGUAGACUCAAAAAGCCUUUUGUAAAAGUUGAAGAUAUGGGCCAACUGUAUAGGCCAUUUUAUCUUCAGCUGACCAAUAUGCCUUUCAUAAAUUAUUCUGUUCAGAAGCCCUCCAGUCCAUUUGAUGUAGAUAAGCCAUCUAGCAUCCAAAAGCAAACUCAGGUUAAACUAAGAAUCCAAACAGAUGGGGAUAAAUGUGGUGGAAUCCCAAUUCAACUCCAAUUGAAAGAGAAGAAAAAAAAGGGAUAUUGUGAAUGCUGCUUGCAGAAAUAUGAAGAUCUCGAAACUGUAAAUCAUCUACUAAGUGAGCAACACAGAAACUUUGCACAGAGUAAUCACUAUCAAGUUGUUGAUGAUAUCGUAUCUAAGUUAGUUUUUGACUUUGUGGAAUAUGAAAGGGACAUGCCUAAAAAGAAAAGAAUAAAAUACAGUGUUGGAUCCCUUUCUCCUAUUACUCCAAAUGUCUUGAAAAAGUCUCAGCCAAAAGAAAAACUAGAAUUACAACAUAUUUCUCAGAAAGACUUCAGGGAAAAUAAUGUACAGGUGAUCGAGCAGAGUUUCUUAUAUAAAGAAACUAAGGAACUUGAACAAAAGUUUGUGUUUAUUUCAGAAUGCAUCCCCUAUCCUUCAAGUGAAUUGCGAGGACUUCAUGAGAAAACAACUGAUAAAUGUUCCGUGUUAAAUCCAGCCGAGAAUGACAUAAAAGACAAUUUUACACAUCUGCCUCUACAUAAAAAUAAACAGGGAUACAUUCUUGAUGUUUCUGAACAAAAAUUAAUUAUAAAUGAAGAUGAGUUAGAACUAAAGGUAGAUCACUGUCCAUUUAAGCUACAGGCAUCUAUACAAGUUGCUAAUUUCAAUAUGGAUAAUAGUGCAUCUCAACCAAAACAAAAGUCAGAUACUGUGCUUUUUCCAGCAAAGGAUCUAAAGGAAAAGGACCAUCAUUCAGUAUUUGGUCAUGAGUCUGGUCUGUUAGCAAUAAACAGUUCACAGGAGCACCUAACAGUUCAGGCAAAGACUGUGUCCCGAAGUCCUCCUGAGGAACCCAGAGAAUGUGACAUCAAGAAUAUCGAUAGUUUACCUUCUGGUAAAAUCCACCGGAAAGUGAAGAUAUUAUUAGGAAGAAAUAAGAAAGAAAAUCUGGAACCAAACGUGGAAUUAGAUAAGAAAAGAACUGAAUUUCUUAUUACACAAGAAGAAAAGAGAAUUUGUAGUUCACCAGUACAAUCUCUACUAGACUUAUUUCAAACUAGUGAAGAGAAGUCAGAAUUUUUGGGUUUCACAAGCUACACUGAAAACAGUGGUAUAUGUGAUGUUUUAGAUAUUUGGGAAGAGGAAAAUUCAAAUAAUCUGUUGUCAGUGUUUUUCUCUUCCCCUUCAACUUCUACAUUUACUGGCUUUUAGACUUAAAAAAAAAAAACUUUCAGAAGUGAUUAAAGAUCAUAUUCUUGAAGUUUUUAUAAAUAUAUAUAAAAUUCUUAGGGUUUUUUGCCAACUUUGUUUACAGAGCCAAAUGUAAAUAUUAGCAAUAAAGGUGACGUUUGCAUUUUUCUACAGAAUUGCAUACUUAUUAAAUAGAAAAAUUGUACAAUAAACUUGUGGUUCAUCUUACUUUACAUAUUAUGUUCAUAAUUGUUUUUUAAAAAUUAUUGUGAAUAAGUUUGCUUUGUGUCACAAAGUGCUCUCAAGUGAAAUUUGAGUAUGUCAAAAUUUAGCAUUAUAAAUUUAGGCUUUCUCGUUAUAGCUAUUGUCUGUUAAAAUAGAUUCCUAUAAAAACAUGACAGUAUUGCUUUUAAAAGCCUAAAUUUCAUACAGAAAGGAAAAAAACAUUAAUUUCUAUGUUUGGGUUCUGGAAGUUAUUACCAGAAACAUUGACACUUCAAGCUGACCUAAUUGGACCAUGCUACUAUGUUGGCACUGGGGAGUUAGGUUAUUUGCAGGGGUAAAUGGAAGCCAUGAAGGAAAAACUUAACCAGGCUCCCGUAUGAAAUAAAAUAAUUUCUCCACUGUUUUCCUUUACCUUUGGAAAUAACUUCUUCCAAUUCAGUAUCAGGAAAUGAAAGAGAAGGAAUAGCAUUGAACAAUAUAAGUUUUGAAACAUGAGAAUCACCUUUGAUUAGGCACUUGACUCAAUAAUUUAGAGAAAAUUCAAUAUUAGAAAAAUUUCAACUCUUAUCUGUAGAUACCAGAGGCAUUUACACUGACAUUUUUUGCACAGUGAAAAUUCGUGCCACUCAAUAAUGUAUGAAUACAUUGUCACUAAAAGUUAAAUUUGAUUACCAGUCUUAAUUUUUUGAAUCCUGUGUGACUCUAAUAUAUUAGUUCCUAUGCUUUGAUGUGUAUAUUAUUUUGACCAUUUGGACAAUAUCAUGAGAAAUACUGGCUUCUCAGCAACUUAAUUAUUCAUACCAGUACCUUAAUUUAAGUAGGAUCACUGAAAUAUCCCUAACGGUGCAUACAUGCAAACCUUAUUUCCAUUGUAAAUUUAAUACUGUAGCAUUUUCUGUCACAAAUGCAUGUGUGUAUCUGAAUUUGUCAGGUUUUAUAGAUAGCCUUCUAAAAGCCUAGAUGAAACUUUGAAAAUUACUUGUAGAAGGUUUUUUUCUGUUUAGUAUUACCUGUAUUCCCCAAAAUUUACUAAAUAAUUAAAAGGUAUUUAAACUUGCUCUGUCAUCCUUGGACUUCAGAGUGACAGUCUCCGAUUUGCAGUGACAUUGCCCUCAAAAUGAUUUGGAGUUAUGUUGCCUUAGUUGUAUUUAAUAAGGAGGAAAAGCCUCAAGCUGAACACCUCCAGUAGUUAAAAGUUGUUAAACUUUAUUUUGACACUAUUUUUGAACUGUUAUUUAGAACAUUGGACUUUUAAAACACACUCUCCUAAGAUCUUCAUAAUGAGUACUCUACUUUUUAAAAAAUGCUUAAGUUCCAGUUUAUUUGAAACCUUACUAUAAAUUAUAGCAGGACCACCACAUAGAGUUUGUGUGGGUUGUGCUGUGCAGAUGGGCACCCAGUAAAGGGAAGGAGGGCAGGUAGGAAUCCAGCCUGCAAUCUGCAACAAGUAGUGUGCCUGGCAAGGAGGUUGCAUCCAUGUAGAGAUAGGAAUACUUGUUCCUAUUUUUUGUCAAGGCACGGCCACCUGGCAAGGUGCCUUUGGGGUUGUGUCUACCCAGAGAGGGUGUUUUGUUGUUUUAAUUCUUUAACAGCAGUUAAUUGUGGUUUGGUUCCCAGAUACUGUACAAAAGGACACUUAAUCUUUAAUAUACCAAGGCACCUUCCCAAGUAGGAAUCUUCAAAGAUCCUCAGCAGGGAAGAUUAGAAGACUCAUGGUUUGCUUGAAAGUGACAUGGUUUGCCAAAAGUAUCUAGACAGACAAAUCGCAGCAAGCACAUGUAGGUUGAAUUUUUUGAUAUCAAGAGCAGUGAAGUUGAAAGGUGACAGGAAAGAAAAUAGGCAACCUAAUUAACCUUAAACUAAGGGCAACAGACUAGCAUUCAAAGUUGGUGGCUCUAUUUUUCCAGUAAGUAGAUAAACAGCAGUGAAGACAAUGUGCUUUUGUGACUCAAAAUGAAUGUUUAUUUUUCUAAGAUGACAAGCAAUUGUAGCAAACUAUUUUACACAAGUCAAUAGAAUCUUGUAAAUGGUUUUUGAAGCCAAUGACUGCAUGCAUAGAUUAGUAUAUCUAUUAAAAUAACUUAUGAAAUCAUAUAUAGAUGUUAUUCUAAUGUGUGUUGAUUUAUAGAGACCCCUGAUGAAUGUCAAGACAAAAUACACCUACCUUUAAAAGAGGAACGAAAAACAGGAUUACGUGUGUAAAACUUUCGUAUAAAACGAGUGAACUUGAAUCCUGAUUUCUGGAAACGUGGGGCAUAUUUUAUGUUAGAUGAGAAUUUAGGUGCAUGGGUUUUUUUAAGCACUUUGGUGCUAGGAUGGAUGUGUAAUUAAUACUAGACUGCUAUCUAAAGAAUAUAUUAAAGUAAUAAAUGCUAUAUUUAAGUAUAAAUUUCUGUAAAUGUAGUUUCCAUUAAUGUGAGACCAAAGAAAGUUAUACUAAAGUUUUCAGUCAGGAAUCAUUCCAAUGCUAUGUUUUAUUAAUAGAGUGAAAUAUAAGGAUGACAGGCCUCUUACAUAGGAGAUGGGAAGGUUUUUAGACAUGAUAAUGAAUGCAACGUAAACCCUCACUGGGUAGCUGGAUCUUUAAUGAUAAAUAUGGGAUUGCCAUGUUAAAAUGUCUAAAGAAUGCUGGUCACAGCGUUGCUCAAGAGAUACUAAUUACCUUAUAUGACAGCCACGAUAGACUUGCAGGCUUUGAAGUCUGUGCCGUGACCAACAAUGCAAUACAUGAGCCGUGUGCUGUGAUUACGUUGUCAUGGAGGGUAGGGGUGGGCACUGGUGAGAAGGAAUGGGGUGCUACAAAGACAAUUAGAUCAAAAGAAAGCAGUUUAGCCUUUUAGCUACAUUGGUUAGAGGGAAUGUUUAAUGAUGUUACACAAAAAGUAGUAUGGCAUCCAUGUUUUCACAAAUUCCAACCAAGAAGUUGCCCUUUCUGCAUAAAGCAGCAGUAUAUGCCCACCUAUUUACCUGGGCAGACUAGUAAUUGUGCACAACUAGUGUUAAAAAGCAGAACUUAGGCCCUUGCAAACAAGGGCCAUUAAUUAGCAUUAAUUUUGUAGGCAAUAUUAAAGGGAAGGAGCCUCCUUAAAAUCCCAUGCAAAAAUGAAAAAAAGGAAAAUCUAGAAAGAGCUCUGGGCAAUUAAAGAUGCAAAAAUAAUUUGUCAGCAAAAUGUAUUACUCAAGAAAAAGAUGCCAGUUUUCAACACUGGGAGAAUAGCAUGUAACAAAAAGAUAAUACUUGAACAAUAAGAAACCAAGAACCAGACUGAGACAUAUACAUACGCAAACAUAUAUAAUGAAGUCACAAUUCCUUCGUGAAAAAAUAAGUCAAAAUUAUCAAAGUUCCUGUAUAUUAAUUUUACUUGAUUGUGCUUUAGUGGAUAGUAAAUUGCAUUUAGCUUUGGUACUGUCAUGUAAGUUCAGUCAUCAAUAAUUCUGCUGACUUCUUCAAAUCUCAAGUGCUUAAAUGAUUAUUAGGAAUAGGUGAACUCUGUCAAAUUAUCAGAUGUAGUAAAACCAAGAAGGCAGCUUCUAUAGAAGUUUCCUUUAAGAAAGCUUUAUUUUUGGUUUAUUUUAAAAAAUCACUCCUAACUGCAAAAAUUGUGUUACAUAAUAUACAUAUGCUACUCUACUAAUAUCUAAAUUUUAAUCAUACAUAAGAAAAUUUUAAAGGAUAAAGUAAGUAUAUGCAAUAUUUUUGAAAUGUUUUGUCUUACUAAUGGUACCAAACCCUUUUUGCUCCCACCGGAAGUAUGCUGUUAAAUGUUUUACAAAGAGUUAAAGGAAGUGGAUAAAGUAAGGAACUGGUUGACCAGGUGUUU
Messenger RNA from Equus quagga, 6395 nucleotides. It is a transcript of the gene DBF4, whose product is annotated as DBF4 zinc finger. The transcript is spliced from 12 exons. Gene Ontology annotation, cellular component: nucleus; Dbf4-dependent protein kinase complex. NCBI's taxonomy places the organism in Eukaryota, Metazoa, Chordata, Mammalia, Perissodactyla, Equidae. Gene Ontology annotation, biological process: positive regulation of nuclear cell cycle DNA replication; regulation of cell cycle phase transition. Gene Ontology annotation, molecular function: nucleic acid binding; protein serine/threonine kinase activator activity; zinc ion binding. Bases 331 to 2370 code for a protein of 679 amino acids. The record is from RefSeq and is a predicted model, not a curated record.